UCUACUAUACCAGCAUAGAACUCGUUUUUAGUUUGAGGAAAACAGGAAAUACAUUAUUUAAAACGACUGGUCGUGGCUGAAGUUGAUCAACCCACUUUCGUUUUUAAAGAAAGAAUCUCUACAGGGUGAAAAACUUAUAUCGGCUCUCCGAAAGUUGACUCAGGUAGGCCUAUGUUAUUAAUAACGUCCCUUAAUUCACUGUAUUAAGAUCUUUUAAUUCCAUCAUUUGGUUUCAGUUCGUGAAAAUCGAGUAGGCUAAGAUGCGUAGAUGAUAUCGCAUGUUGUGCAAUAACAACCGUUUAGGUGUUUGUGUUUCCAUUUUUGUACAAAGGUUUGUCUGCACAUAAGACAACAUGAGUCUGAAAGAAAAGAGUGAAAGCGAGUAUAAAAGAAAGAGAGCAAAAUCACCCGAGUUUAUCAAAGGAAACACAGACCUCAGUAAAGAAGAAAGUGGUCAUGAUGAACACAAAAAUAAAAGAGUCAAAUACGAGAGGGCACUCUCUCCUACCCCCAGUUGUAUGUCUUUGAGAUCAGAAUGUUCAAUGGAUCCACUUACCAACUUCAGGGGUGGAGAAAAUUAUCCUUUGGAUUAUAGAGUAAAGCCAGAAAGAGCAGCUUCUCCUACAAUCAGCUACAUGUCUUUAAGAACAGACUGGUCUAUGGAUCCACCAAGCAACUUAAGAGAUGUUCCUUUGGAUACAAGGAUUAAGGAAGAAAAUGAGACAGCGACAGUCUCAACAAACAACAGCCAAAUGGACAACACCUUCAUGCUAAAAGGAAGACUGGAAAGAGCCCCUUCUCCUGCACCCAGCUAUAUGUCUCAGAUAUAUUCUGAUUGGUUCGAAGGACCGCUGACCAGCUGCAAAGCUGAAGGCAAUAUCUCAUUCAACCCAAGGCUGAUGACAGAGGAUCACUUAAAGUGUCCACUGUGUAAAUCGAUGUUGAAGGAUCCAGUCUCCAUCACAUGUGGACAUAAUUAUUGCAGAGGCUGUAUUAAUGCAUUCUGGGACAAUUGUGCUGGAGAUUUUGUUUGUCCACAGUGUGGUCGGGCAUCAGAAACACGUCCAGUGCUAAACACAAAUGUAGCUCUUGCUGAGGUGGUGAAAGACCUGCAGAAAACCUUCAGUCCAGCUCUUCCUCCACGGUGUUAUGCCGGACCAGAAGAUGUGGCCUGUGAUUUCUGCACCGAGAACCGAUUGAAAGCUGUGAAGGCUUGUUCAACAUGUGGUGUUUUUCUCUGUGAGACUCACAUCAGGCAACAUUACACAAUACCAGCACUACAGAAACACACACUGCGUGACGUGACCGGAGAAGAUCAGAUGAAGAUGAAACUCUUACUGGAACAACAGAAAACAGAUAGCAUUACCAGUGGACAACAGAAUCAGACAGAUGAAACUCAAGACCUUAUGAAGGACGAAGUCAGGAGUAUUUCAGAGUCUGUGUUGAAUUCCUCAAUGUCAGAGAAAAAUUGUCUCAAGGAAGCUGCAGAAGUCUCUAGAUCAGAGGCAGUUGUUAAUAAAGAUGAUGCUGAUGUUAGGAAUCUUGCACAUUUGUGCUCCAAACUUCAGGAAGAAGUUUCAGGACUCAAAAAAAGCUUUUCAAAGUUAAAGCGCAAGAAAACAGAGAAAGACAAAUAUUACGAUGAAGAGGAUGAUUAUGAUGAUGAUGAUGGAGAGGAGGAGAAUGAUGAUGAAGAAGAGGACUAUAGUGGGAACGAUUCUAGUGCUGACACUUAUGACAUGUAUGAUGACGAUUAUGGUGGGGAAGAGUACACAGAUGACUGGGGUGAUGAAGAGGAAAACAAAGAUGAUGAUGAUGAUGUAGAUGAUGAUGAUGAUGAUGAUGAUGAUGAUGAUAAUGAAGAGGAAGAUGAUUAUGGGAUCUAGUUUACCCCAAUAUAUAAUGCUUAAUUCAAUUUCAAUGUGAAAUUAAAAAUGCUAUUUAUUACUCAUCCUCGUGCUGUUCCAAACCCCUGAGACCUUCAUCUUCAGAACACAGUUGAAGACAUUUUGGAUGAAAUCUAAAAGUUCUAAAAUCUCAUCCUCCAUAGUAAUCAAUGAGCAAUCUUGAGAUUGUAAAAAAUUGCUAAAUAUGCUGUCAAGAAAUUCCACGUGACUGCAGUGGUUCAACUGAAAUCACACAGAGCUCUCAGAACACUUUUGUGUGCUAAAAAAACUAAAAAAAUAAUUAAAUUAAAUGAACCAAAAAAAAAUCAGCUUUAGAUUUAAUCUAAAAUAACUUAAUUUGUGUUCUGAAGAUCAACGAAGGUCCCGGGUUUGUAACGAUAUGAAGGUGAGUAAUUAUUAACAGAAUUAAAAAAGACCCACGGUUUUUGACAUAGAAUGCUGUAGAUGUAAAUCUGUGGCGAAAGAAAUUACCUCAACUUUCUUAAAUAAAAAAGUUUUUAAGCAA
Messenger RNA from Danio rerio (zebrafish), 2412 nucleotides. The record is from RefSeq and is a predicted model, not a curated record. NCBI's taxonomy places the organism in Eukaryota, Metazoa, Chordata, Actinopteri, Cypriniformes, Danionidae.